AUGGCCCCCUACGAUUCUUUGUCACAGUCCGAUGAUGAACUGUUUAAUCCUGCCUACAAGCACCCUCAUGAAACAGUCGAGACCCUCCCUCUUCGACGACCCGGCAUGAGCGAUGCUGACGAUUCUGAAAUGGAGACGAUGGCGACCUUGCCACUACCAGACCGACGAAACUAUCUCGGUCAAAAUGGGAACACGAGUCGACAAACGCAGCCAACUCAGAUCAUUGAUCGAUCCUCCCCUGAUAUGCCCUCGUCUCCUCCUAAAACAGGAGUUGUUCAAGUCGCCGCCUCGUCGCCCGCGACGGCGAUGAUGACGAACCGGAAACCGACAAGCAUUCUUGCCAGUGCUAUGGCACCCGCAGGAACGACAUUCAGAAGACCAUAUGUGCCCUUUCAGCCGCGUCCCGAACCCAUUACAAUUGACAGUGACGACGAAGGACCAACAUAUCAAGGAGGCUCUUCAGAUAGUGAGGGAUUAAGUAUUCGAACAAAUGACAUCAAGACCUCAACAUUUGUACGGAAGACUCAAUCUACAGAAAAGAUACCCGAAUCGCCUCAGGCAUAUACCAACGGACGGAACCGGUUUAUGGAAAUCACUGCAAGAUCUAUGUUUCGAGGUUUGCCAAAUUCAAACUUGUCCGCUGGGUCUCGUGCAACCAAACGGUCUGCCGACGUCAAUGCGAAUGCCUAUGGCAAUGUCUCGAAGCGCCCCCGACAAACUGCGCCAUCCCGUGCGUUAUCAGUCUCGACUCAGAAAAGCCCGCCAGAGAUGGAAUUGGAUGAUAUCAGCGAUUACAACAUGAGACAGAAGGUCCGGCGCAUGACAUCGAUGCUUAGUCUGGUAUCAGUACGAGAAUGUUACGAAAUGCUCCUAAAUAAGAGAGGAAACUACGACGACGCAAUUAACGAACUUCUCCAGACGAGUGAGAAACGGCAAGACGGCAACAGGAAAGCAAUCGAUUUGAUAGGGUCAGAAGAUGAAUUAAUGCCCACUCCCGCGGCUCGAAAACUCGCAGCAAGCCCUCCGACGAAUACGGCCAGACAGCAAGCCAAGGCGCCCCAGAAGUCCAUUGCGGAGAAAUGGAGCUCGGCCCAGAAUAUCAAGAAACCUCCCAAGGCAAUUGAUGUUUUCGACAUCCCCCCGCCUCAGAAAAAGAGGACACUUGUGCGUGGACGCAAACAUUCUUCCUCCCCGCUGCUAGAGCAUGUGGUUACCAAACCGGUGCGCGAGGCUGUUCCAGCCAUUCAAUUAGAUGACUCCGACGCAGAUGAGCGGGCAGCUAGUUCAGACGAUCAUUCCAACACCACCUUCCGAGCGCGCUUACUUGAUCUAUUCAAUACUUGCUCGGCUGCCGACUUGAUAGAUAUGACUUCAAUCAACCGCGACCUCGCGGAACAUAUUGUCUCCCAGCGCCCUUUUGCGACCCUAAAAGCUGUCGAAAAAAUUCAGGAUCCAAACCUCAAGCCUGUCAGGGGAAAGAGGAAAACCACUCCAAUAGGCGAGAGAGUCUGCGAGAAGGUUGAGGCAAUGCUCCAAAGUUACGAAGCAGUGGAUUAUCUUGUCAAUAAAUGUGAGAACCUGGCCAAACCCUUAGCCGCGGAGAUGAAGAAUUGGGGUAUCAACCUAUACGGCGCGCAAGACGGGGAGACGAACAUCGUUUCCCUACCAGAGACUCAGCGAACAAGUCACGAGUCUGGAAUGGGCACGCCAGUAAGCGACGAGGAUCGUGACCCGGCCAUCAAGACACCUGGAUCAAAGAGAUUCAUCGGCCAGCCAUCCAUCAUGUCCAAGGAUAUACAGAUGAAAGACUAUCAAGUUGUCGGGGUGAACUGGCUCAAUCUACUGUACCGGAAAGGAUUAAGCUGCAUCUUGGCGGAUGACAUGGGCUUGGGAAAGACAUGCCAGGUCAUUGCAUUCUUAGCCCACCUUUUCGAGCAGGGUCACAAAGGACCGCAUCUUGUUGUCGUACCGGCGGCGACUCUCGAGAAUUGGCUGAAGGAGUUCAAGCGCUUUUGCCCAGCAUUGACCGUCGAACCAUAUUAUGCGUCCAACCCUCCCGAGCGGGCGAUACUGAGGGAGAAUCUCGAAGAAAUCCGGGUCAAUCUCAAUGUCAUUGUUACAACUUAUACCAUCGCCAAAGGCAAAGAAGAUUCUCCCUGGCUGAGGAAUUUUGGAUUCGACUGCACCGUGUACGACGAAGGACACAUGUUGAAGAACGCCGAUUCUCAAGUCGCGCGUAAACUGGUGAAGAUUCAGUCCGACUUUCGCUUAUUGCUCACGGGGACACCGUUGCAAAAUAAUUUGAAGGAACUGAUUAGUCUCCUGGGCUUUCUCAUGCCAUCCUUCUUCAAGGAGAAAGCCGAGGCGCUGAGCAGUAUAUUCACCCAUAAUGUCAGGGCCAUGGACAGUAACCAUGAGGCGUUACUCUCUGCAGAGAGAAUCAAAAGAGCAAGAAGCAUGCUUACGCCUUUCAUCUUAAGACGCAAAAAGAUUCAGGUCCUGAAAGAAUUGCCCAAGAAAGAGCGGCGAGUGGAGCUCUGCGACUUGACUCCGGAGCAAUCGGAGAUUUAUCAGUCCUGGCUUGAUAAAGCGUACAGCAUCCGGGAAAGAAGAGAAAAGGGAGAAAAUGUCACCAAUGAGUCAACCAAUAUCCUCAUGAGACUGAGAUUGGCUUCGAUCCAUCCUCUCCUCUUUCGUCGAUUCUACCCUGAUGCAAUUCUGCCGGCUAUUGCCCGGCAGUGUCUGAAGGUAGACAUGUGGCGGGACUCAAACCCCGAUUUGAUUGUGACGGAACUGGAAGCUUACUCAGAUAUGGAAAUCCAUACCUUGUGCGAUCAGCACUCGCAGCUAGAGCGAUUUACUCUCAACAAUCGUGAGUGGUUGGCCAGUGGGAAGGUCCAAAAGAUGGUCGACCUGUUACGCAAGUUCAUAUCAGGGGGGCAUAGAACAUUGAUCUUCAGCCAAUUCGUCCUGGUUCUUGAUAUUCUCGAACUGGUCCUCGAACGCGAAGCUAUAGACUAUUUCCGACUUGACGGCAACACCAAGGUCUCUGAACGACAAGAUUUGAUCGAUGAAUUUUCGGCCGAUGACAAUCACACCCCUGUAUUCAUGCUCAGUACCAAAGCUGGUGGAGCGGGCAUCAAUCUUGCAAAGGCAAACAAAGUGAUCGUCUUUGAUAGCGGUUUCAAUCCUCAGGACGACAUCCAAGCUGAGAACCGGGCGCAUCGGAUUGGGCAAGAAAAGGAAGUCGAGGUGGUCAGGUUGGUGUCUCGAGGGACUGUGGAAGAACAAAUUCACGCGAUGGGCCUGACAAAAUUGAGACUCGAUGAGCAGGUUGCAGGUGACGGAACGGAGGAAAAGCCGCCGAGAAAAGAGGGUGAAGAGACCGAGAAAGAGAUCGAAGGACGAAUGAUGGUGGAGGAAAUGUUCUUCAAGAAACUCGAGGAAGAACCGAUUGAGAAAGUCAAGGCAGAGGCUGCAAGUCCUGUGAAAGCAAAAUUGCCUGUGGAAACUUUGGGCCCGGGAAACGCGCUGGCGAGACAGCCGAAAACAGAAGAUGAUGAAGAGCCGUCACCCAGUCGAAGAGGAAGUGACGACCUACCAACUCGCACCAGAACAAUUCGGAAUGUCAAAGCAAAGACCAAAGGUCAAAAGUGA
This is a messenger RNA of Rhinocladiella mackenziei CBS 650.93, 3657 nucleotides long. RefSeq lists its product as uncharacterized. The coding region runs from base 1 to 3657 and encodes 1218 amino acids. The record is from RefSeq and is a predicted model, not a curated record. The transcript has a single exon. Gene Ontology annotation, molecular function: ATP binding; chromatin binding; DNA binding. Gene Ontology annotation, cellular component: nucleus. Lineage: Eukaryota; Fungi; Ascomycota; Eurotiomycetes; Chaetothyriales; Herpotrichiellaceae.